GCAAUUGUGAAGUGCUCUGUGCAAGAAUGAGAAGUCAACGCAACUCCUUAAAGGCCCCUAUCAACGGCACACGGACAUCACCGUCAGAGGCGCAGCCGCACCCUCCACCGAGAAAUGGAAGUGCUUCUCGCCUCCACCGUCCAAAUCAGUCGGGCAGCGCAGCACCUGCAGCAGCGCGUGCACCGCCGACCUCCGCCCCUGGCAGAGCACCAAGAGGCACUUCGCCUGCCGCUCCACGUAGUAGAUCCCCUGUGUUCUGGGGUGCAACGGAGGAUGCGCCGCUCUACAGCGGACCCCUCGGCGAAUCUGUGGGGUGCGUGACCAGUGGGACCGUCGUUCUUGAGGCGUCGCGCUACCGCGACGUCUUUGGUGGGUGGUGGAUCAGCACGCGUUGCCACAACGGGUCUCUCGGCUGGCUUCAAUUUUGUGAAGACCGCGAGUUGUCAGGUCGCACGGCAGGUAGUUCAGUGACCUCGCCGUGGCAGCGCGUGUAUGACACACGUGCCACCCCCUCUCCCUCCCGGGCAGCUUCAUGCGACAUUGAUGCCGUUGCUGCUCCCUCUGCAGUGGGCGCGAAUAUUUCUGGUGCCAAUGUAAACGCGACAAUGGCCUUUCCACAAGUGAAUGCCGCUGCUAUCGCGGAAUUGGAGGCGAAGCACUUUCUCUUCCAGGACACCAUACUUUUUCAGUAUUACUGGGACUCUGUGCCUGCGAAGAGCGAACACCGUGAUUGGAACGAGGAGUACCAACGGGCGUUGGAGGAAUACCGCAUGAUGCCGCAGCUGUCCUCAUCUUCCAACGACGCGGAAGGCACUCCCACCACCGCGAAAGACACACUCACACAGGUUUUGGAAGAAUUCAGACAAGAGGUGGUGGAGUCCGUGAUGCGUGUGUGUGCUGAGGCGGUUCUGCCUCUCGCCCAGCGCCGCCUUUGCGCUAUGCCACAGCAUGCGAAUGAGGUGUUCUUUAUUAACGGACUUGUGAUUAAACGCUGCGUGGACACCGCCGAUGGUGACUUAGGUGGCGACGGGCUCGCGGCGAAGCUCGGCAACGCGAUGUACCGCAACAACGAAAUCAUCGCCCUCGAGGCGCCCUCCCACUUCCUCUACACACCCCUGCAGGCACGGUGCACGUUUGGCGGUCAUUCGUUUCUCUGCAGCACCAUCCCACCGUACGGGAGGAGAAACCUCCUUUACGCCAGUCCCUGCCUUUCCGCCGCCACUGGGAAAACGAGCGGUCCGUGCUCAGAGUCCACAGCAAGCAGCGGCAACGAUGUACCCUUCGCUGCGCCUUCAUCGCCGCCCCCUCUGGUGCUGGAUCUGCUGCGUCGCCUGGGCAACGCGUUGCACUUGCACGGCGGCGAGGUGCCGUGGGAGUGGCGCGUGUACGCUGGACGGGACCGACGUUUGUACCUGUCGCACACGGCGCGUCUGCUGCCGCCUGUGUUGCCGCUUGUGCAAGAACGCCGGAGGGGCGUUCACGGAUCGGCUCCGUCCUCGGCAAGCGAGACGGGCCCUACCAGCGCAGCACAGACGGAGAGCGAAGAGGACGUACGACUUUUUCCGCACAUUGUGCGGUCCCGCGUGCGCCCCGAAGUAUUCUUGAACUGGCCGACGGAGUGGCGGGCCAACGAGUGCUGCUUCGUGGCAGACGAGGCGCAACAACACCAGCCGCGACCAACGACGGAGACUGAGUUGCGACAGGCAGCUGUGGAGUCCACCUCUUCCGCAGUAGGGCAGUGGAUCAAAGCGGACGGCAUCACCCGCGUGGCUGGGAUAAUCGGGUUUCAUCUCCCGCUGAGCGCUGUGCCGAUGCCGAUAGCGGUCUGCAACGGCUGUCAAAGCACGAUCGAUGCAAACGAAAUCCGCCUUGUCGUCUGCACCAACCCGUCACGGUGCUGCCGCGUGUGCAUUCAGUGCUACACCCGCGGAGUGAUGGGCAACGGGGAUGCAGAGGCGGGUGAGGAGCCGAGCAGUGAUGAACGGCUAUCGCGUAUCUGGGCAGAUGCCGUGCGAUGCGGUGCCGGCUGCCGUAGAGCCGGCUGCGUCCUCAUGGAGCCGUCCAUCACCGCCAUAACGCAUGCUCACGGACUGAAUCUGCGUUACUUGCCCUACGUGCUGCAUCGUCUCCCCUUGUCUGCCCGCCCUGCUGUCGAGCACUUCAUUCACGUUGAGUUGGUCGCGCGUGCUGCCAAGUACGUCCUCCAGCAAGAUCUGUGCCGCGCCACCACGGCAACGGAGGCGAGGAGUGUGUGCGAAGCGGUGCUGUCUGCGCUGCUGCAGCCCACCGGUGCCGUGUCGGAGCACUUUUGGCGGACUCGACUCGGGCCUGUGCUGCAGGCGCACUUCGAAGGUAUCUGCGAACCGUUUCAGGUGUCCGUACACGCCCUGUGUGCGGUGGCGGAGCGGGCGCAGUCGCUGACCGGGGUGUGGCUGUCGGAUGCCAGUCUUGCCUCGUUGGACGCCCUGUCUGCCUCUGCAAAACCGACACCGCUUCUCAGGCGUGACAUUCGCGAAAACGCAAACACCAGCGAGAGCGGGGCCGCCGCUGCGGCGAACAACGACGACGCUCGCCCGUUUGUGGAGAUUGUCUCUAUCACUCCACGUACCUGGGUCUUCCCGGUGGCCCCGCUCCACCCAACUGCCGCUGCGGCUCCGGACCUCAGCGACAAGGAAAGCUCCCAAGCGUCUCCGUUGUGGCGUCGUCUAGAAUCGAUUAUAUUGUUUUGGAUCGGCUACACACCGGAGGACGCAGAGGAUCGCCUGCAGCCGUUUUAUUUGGAUGAUUCGAUGUUUCAUAGCAAUGCCUGA
This is a messenger RNA of Leptomonas pyrrhocoris, 2810 nucleotides long. RefSeq lists its product as hypothetical. NCBI's taxonomy places the organism in Eukaryota, Euglenozoa, Kinetoplastea, Trypanosomatida, Trypanosomatidae. Gene Ontology annotation, biological process: organelle organization. Bases 606 to 2810 code for a protein of 734 amino acids. The transcript has a single exon. The record is from RefSeq and is a predicted model, not a curated record. Gene Ontology annotation, cellular component: cytoplasm.